Paraphaeosphaeria sporulosa is the source of this 2408-nucleotide messenger RNA. RefSeq lists its product as uncharacterized. The record is from RefSeq and is a predicted model, not a curated record. The transcript has 3 exons. NCBI's taxonomy places the organism in Eukaryota, Fungi, Ascomycota, Dothideomycetes, Pleosporales, Didymosphaeriaceae. Gene Ontology annotation, cellular component: nucleus. Bases 326 to 2014 code for a protein of 562 amino acids. Gene Ontology annotation, molecular function: zinc ion binding; RNA polymerase II cis-regulatory region sequence-specific DNA binding; DNA-binding transcription activator activity, RNA polymerase II-specific. Gene Ontology annotation, biological process: DNA-templated transcription; regulation of transcription by RNA polymerase II.
GAAGCGGUAGUGGAGAAGGAGGUGGGAUUGUGCAAGGGGAGGGGCGUGCGGACGUUUUAUUAUGGUCCGAGCAGUCCGAUUACAGUCGUUGCGCAUGUAGGUCGUGGGUUUCUUGGUUUCACCGAAGGUGAUCUACGGCACCUGGACAGAAGUCUGAAUACGACCAGACUACGUGUUGACUACCCUGUGGUGACACACCGCACUUAGACUCUUUCCUUGGUGCUGUUUGGGUAUCGUUGCCGGCCAGUUGGGGCCGUUAUGUCACUCUUACUAUCUUUUCGACGAUUCCACUAACUCUACGCAGUUCCCCGACCUCCGCCCCUUCAUGAAGCAGGUCUUCGUCGGCUCGACCCUGCAGAAACUCCGCCAGGAGUCCAAACCGCAGGAAGACCGCGCCCGCGCCAAAGCAACUGCAAACCGCGUUCUCACCAUCCCCCACCUACGCAGCCUCCUCCCAGAUCGCCAUACGGUAGAAACGCUCCUAAAAACUUACUUCGCCACCUUUGAAACUACAUACCGUGUCCUGCACGCGCCUUCGUUCUGGGCUGCUUACGCGGACUACUGGGACGUCCCGCACGCGCGCGAGCUGGAUACGGAAAUAGAUGCUACCAUCCUAGCCAUCCUCGCGGCUACGCUGUGCACGUCUACUCAUGAGAGCCCGCGGUACAACGCCGAGGGGUCGAGCUUUCGCAGCCAGGCGGUGGUUUGGAUCAGGGCUUGUGAGGCGUGGCUGAGGAGACAGAGUAACAAGCACAGGAGUCUGGCAAGUGUGCAGGUGAGGCUUCUGAGGCUACUGGCGUUGAGCACGACGUGUUUGAAGACAAAAGAGUACUACCAGGAGGUGCAGGGGGUCAUGGCAUUUAUGGUGUCAUCUGGUAUGCACCGGGACCCGGGGAUUCUGGGGAGCAGGUGCUCGGCGUUUGAAGGCGAGAUGAGGCGGAGGCUGUGGGCGACGGCAAUGGAAUUGGAGUUACAGGCGAGUGUGGACAAAGGCACGCCGUCCACGCUUUCAAGCCUCCAGUACGACUGCGCCGCGCCCAGUAACAUCCACGACGCCGACAUCCACCCCGAGAUAACCUCCCUCCCCUCGUCCCUCCCCAACACCACGUUCACAGACACCUCCUACCUGUACCUCUCCGCGGCCUCCCUCCCCCUCCGCGCUGCCCUCUGCGCAUCCCACAACGCCCUCCACACUACGCCCUCUCCCACCGCAACCCUCGCUUCCGAAACCUCUAUCCACGCUGCGCUCACCGCCCUCCCCACCUACACCGACACACGGGCCCUUCUCCCUUCCACCCUCCUCCACCUCCAACUCACACAGUUCACCCUCCUCCUCCACGCCCCCACCAUCCUGCACACGCCCGCCCCCGUCCGCCCUUCCCCCUCCCACACCCACGCCACGACCACCGUCCUCUCCACCGCCGAAACAGUAAUUACCCUGCACUCCGCCCUGACAACCAGCGGCAUCUUCACACUCACCCUCCUCCGCCUCGACUACCUCCGCGCCGCCCUGCUGACCACCCACAUCGCAUACCACACCCCCGCCCACGACACGUUCACCGCCCGCCUCGCGCGCAGCGCGUGCGACGCCAUCGCGUCCCACGCGCUAAAGCUGCUCGAGGAGAGGAGCAUGCGUCCCGGAAGGGGGAGCCAUCACUACUGGUAUCUCAGCGCGGCGGUGGGGUUGGUGGAGAUCAAGUUCUGCAGGGGCGGGGAGGAGGAGAAGAUGAGGCUGGGAAGGGAGGCGGGGGAGAGGGUGAGUCGGUUGCUGUAUCGGGUGCUGGCGCUGCGGGAGGAGGGGGAGGUGUGCCCUGGGGAGAUCAUCAUGGGGAGUGGUGAGGGCGCGGCGAUGGAGACGCCGGCGUCGAUGGGGACGGGGUUUGAGAUUGGCAACGGGGGUGCUGCGGGGUUCCAGGGCGUGGGGAUGGAGGGUUGGGAUGUAGAUGUGUGGGGGCUGGAUGACUUCUGGGUUUUGGGGGAUUGGGACGAGCGCGCGGCGAUGGGAUAUGGGUAGCUUGGCUUCCCGUUGCGGCGCUGCACGCAUGCAAUGGGGGCUCCUGCUGCCAUCUACAUGCUGCAUCACGUACCAUGCGAGUGCCUGCCCGACGACAGGAUGCAAUUGCCCACACACACCGCCCCACCCCCUACACUGCUGAACCACUUCCGAGAAACGCUCUCCCGCCACCCCUUCGGUCGAAGCCGACAGCACAGGCUACUCCAACGCAGAACUCACUUCUCGACCUCAUCGCCACGGCUUCUCGCACGCAUCAAUCGGACAGCCGGUCCCCUCCUCUCAGCGCUACCGGUACUCAGUAGCCGCUGCAUGAUUUGUACAUGUCGACGUCGCAUUCUACAACCGUCAGCCUCGCCCGCUCACCCCCCGCGACUGACCCGCCACGUCAUGAACC